CAAAAGACGUUUUGAGUAUUAUUUUGGUGGGUGUUUCGCGGCCUCCUCAGUGACUUGACUUACUCUUCUUGCCAUAGCGCAUAAUUUUCUUGUGCUGUGAAGAAGAAGUCCUGUUUAGUCUUGUCGCGAUGGCGUCGCCUGGAAGCAGCCCCGGUUCCACACCUAUGAUGGAGCUGACUGGAGCCCCUAAUGUGGCCCAUAUAUUUGUAGUUUUCGGUGCAUCUGGAGACCUUGCCAAGCGUAAGAUCUACCCCUGCCUUUGGCUUCUGUAUCGCGAUGGUCUCCUGCCUCCUGGAACCAAGUUCCUCGGUUAUGCUCGGUCUGUCAUGACCACAGAAGACCUGCGGGCUCGCAUCACUCCGUUUCUCAAGGUUGGCUCUGGUGAUCAGGAGAUGAAGGAGAACUUCCUGAAAACGUGCACGUACAUGCCAGGAUCCUACACGGAUGGCGCCGCUUUUGAAAAGCUCAAUGCCGAGAUGUCUCGCCUGGAGGACGAGAUGGCGCCAGAGCAGCCGGCAAACCGCAUCUUCUAUUUGGCAUUGCCGCCACAGAUCUUCAUGGCUGUCACUGCCAAUGUGAAGAAGGCCUGCAUGUCCACGACUGGGUACAACCGUGUGAUUGUAGAGAAGCCGUUUGGCAUGGACUCUUCCAGCUCUGCUGUCCUAUCAAACCACUUGAGCAGCUUGUUCGUCGAGGAUCAAAUCUAUCGAAUUGACCACUACCUUGGCAAGGAAAUGGUACAAAACCUACUGGUUCUAAGGUUUGCCAACACUGUGUUCACGCCAGCCUGGAGCCGCAGUGCCAUCCAGAGUGUCAUGAUCACGUUCAAGGAGCCAUUUGGCCUGCGCGGCAGAGCGUCCUACUUCCACGACGUCGGCAUCAUCCGUGAUGUCAUGCAGAAUCACUUGCUUCAAUUGCUCUGUCUAAUUGCUAUGGAGAAACCUGCCUCCACAAGUCCUGAUGAUAUCCGCGAUGAAAAGGUCAAGGUGCUGAAGUGCAUGUCGCCAAUCACGCCGGACGAGGUCGUCACAGGGCAGUAUGUGGCGGAUCCGAAUGGCGAGGGCGAGUCCGCUGUCGGAUUCCGCGAGGACCCUGGCUGCCCGCCGGAUUCUAAACAGUGCACUUAUGCGGCUGCCGUCGGCUGGGUCAGGAACGAACGAUGGGAUGGUGUUCCCUUUAUUCUGAAGUGUGGUAAAGCACUUGAUGAGCGCAAGGCUGAGAUCCGGAUUCAGUUCAGGCCGGUGGCUGGUGAUAUCUUUGGCGGCCGCUGCCAGCGGAAUGAGUUUGUCAUUCGUGUGCAGCCCAAGGAGGCUGUGUACAUGAAGAUGAUGGUGAAGCGGCCGGGCCGUGACACUGGCAUGUUCGAAUCAGAAAUGGACCUCUCAUACCAUCUUCGGUACAAGGAUCUGAACUUGCCUGAUGCCUACGAGAAGCUGAUCCAGGACGUGUUCCUCGGAAAUCAGAUGAACUUUGUGCGCAGUGAUGAGCUGGCCGAGGCAUGGCGUGUGUUCACUCCCUUGCUGCAUCACAUCGAAGGCCACCAGAUUGAGCCAAUCAAGUACCAGUUUGGAGUACGCGGUUUGCCCGAAGCUGACACUCUGGCUGCUAAAGUCGGCCACCAUUACAGUGGUACAUACUCAUGGAGUACGCCACACCUGUGAACGGCGGCAAUCCUGUAUUCCUCCUCGCGAGGAGAGUCUCUUGUCCAGGACCCCGCCCGGUUAGGCAUCUUAGAUCGGAGAUGCAAGUGCACGACGAAGGACUGGUCAUUCGUUUCCUUAGCUUGAUGUUUUGUUUUCGUCCCUAGGUUGUCAACGUAGCCCAGUAGUAUGUGCACACGUCAUGUGUACAUGUGUACAUGUGUGUACAAGUAGACGUAAACAUUGUGCUGCCCGUGAUACAUGCCGGGCAGCAUGACCGUACACCAGCUGAAGUAAUCCUGAUCAAUGACGUCAUGACAUACCAGUUGGUCUUCUCUCUGAUACUCUGAAACCGGCACUUAGACUUGAUAGUGUAGAUGUCCUGCACUGCCCGACGACUACUGGCGGCCAUUGUCAUGUACCGCACCCACCAGACUACCCGACAAUCGCGUGGCGUGUUCCUAUCUCGCCACCUGUGCUUAUGUAGGGCAUGAUGAUGAUGAUGGUGAGUGCAUGUUUUCUAUGCGAAUCCCAUGCGCAUAAUAUAUAACUUUGAAGCUUGGAAAAAUCAUACUCUAAAGCACUCUGUAGCGCCCCAUGCUAUUUUCUGUCUUGCCUUUGACAACUGUUAGACUUCUUCCUGACAAAAGAGUUUUUAAAGGUUUUUAUUCGGCUUUCUUGUCCCUCAUAGAACAAUUCCAUCACCAGUCUUUAUUUCUACACAUCUUGGCCAAUAGCUUUUCUAUUGUUAUUUUGAACUCUUUCUUCCACAUCCUACUGUGGUUUCUAUACUGGUAUUUUAUGAUGUGCCUCUGCACUCCUAGCAUACUACUUUUAUACUGUUCCAUGAAAGAUUGAAAAGUAAAAGCACCAUAAAAAAACAA
Molecule: messenger RNA, 2524 nt
Organism: Sycon ciliatum
Lineage: Eukaryota; Metazoa; Porifera; Calcarea; Leucosolenida; Sycettidae
Product: glucose-6-phosphate 1-dehydrogenase X-like
Exons: 14
Coding region: 129-1661 (510 amino acids)
Biological process (GO): glucose metabolic process; pentose-phosphate shunt, oxidative branch
Cellular component (GO): cytosol
Molecular function (GO): glucose-6-phosphate dehydrogenase activity; NADP binding
Source: RefSeq, a predicted model, not a curated record